Molecule: messenger RNA, 297 nt
Organism: Colletotrichum orchidophilum
Lineage: Eukaryota; Fungi; Ascomycota; Sordariomycetes; Glomerellales; Glomerellaceae
Exons: 3
Coding region: 1-297 (98 amino acids)
Source: RefSeq, a predicted model, not a curated record
AUGAGAUGGAGAGCCUCUGACGCCAAGGACGUGGCUUGCAUCUCCAGCAGUUCAUUAACUUACAACUUCCAAGACCAAAAGCAACACUUGACCAGCUUCUUCAACAUGCUUGUCCCCUCUCUCAAAACCAUUGUCACUCUCGGUGUUGCUUUCUAUGCCACCAUCGCGCUGGCCAUACCUGUUGUCGAGCUAGGAGCUGAUGUCCAGGAUCUGUCCGAGAGGAACGAGGCUCUUGAACAGCCCGCCGUCGAUGCCGUUUCCGUAGGUUUCCAAAGCAAAGCAUUUAGGGAAUACUGA